Aspergillus alliaceus is the source of this 1257-nucleotide messenger RNA. RefSeq lists its product as uncharacterized. Bases 581 to 1216 code for a protein of 211 amino acids. The transcript is spliced from 2 exons. The record is from RefSeq and is a predicted model, not a curated record. NCBI's taxonomy places the organism in Eukaryota, Fungi, Ascomycota, Eurotiomycetes, Eurotiales, Aspergillaceae.
GGGACUGAUUUCUUUAACUUACCCCAGUUCAUAACUGCCUGCUCCCAGAAACGUCACAGGCAAACAAUGUCUCGAUAUGCUUGUACAUUGUGCUUUCUGUGCCCGGUGGGUUCGAAACCCGCCUCGACGGUUCAAACUCCCCCCAUAGCCGCAACCCGGAGGGUUAGACAUGGCCGGUAUAUAACAUUUGAAGGCAGGCCAAGCCUUCUAUUUUGUGAAGGUCAGAUACCGACUUUUCUUGCACGCACUAUCCCAUUCUUGAUUGAAAAAGUUACUACCGGUCAAGCCGGUCCGCAACCUCGCUACCACCAAUGCAACUUUGGUGAAGUCUGUCUGUACGGAAGAAAGGGAAUUCUCACUUCCAUGGACACUGAUAUAACCUGACACCUCUGGAAAGGAUGAAGAAGUCCAAUCUGGAGAGCUAUCUUAGAUUCAUUGAAAGCACGGAUCCCCAUCGUGUACUUAAUAACAAAGUGCGAAGUACACAACAAAACAAAAGCAGUGACCGUCCUUGCCGUGGCACGGAGAGUAAGGGAAGAGAGCUACCUUUACAUGAUGCAGCCCACUCUGUGGUCGAACAAUGAGCUCGUCGAACAAUAUUUUGACUAUUGCGAGAAGUAUUCUAUCAUCGAGUGAAGAACAUUAUAAUGCCCUUAAUCGUUAUACGGGUAUGGUGACACCGCUGCUACCUCCGCCACUAUCACUGCUACUACUACUCCAUCUUCCCCCUUCGUGGGUUUUUCGCCGAAUCCGUCCCCUCCCCCUCGGGAGGAAGAGACCCCGCCCUCGGCCCCUUCUAGGGAGGAAGAGGUCCCCUCUUCUUCGGAAGAGGGUGCCGCCUGAAAAAUGGCGUGGGGUAGUGCCUGCGGUGCCUCCGUCGUUGCGGUUCGGCCCCUUCGAGGGAAAAUGUUGUCUGUCGGGUGUCCCCCCGGCCGCCGUGUCUGUCUGCAUUACGACUACUAAACCUCUUGUAUCCAGUACUGUACGGAAAGUCAGCGUCCGAGUAUUUCUUAGCGGGAGUAGGUCCUCCAGCGAAGAUCGCUGCGUUGGCGACGGAUACCUUCGAUUCGCUACCCAUUGGCUUUGGGAUAAUCCUCUUAUUAUCUCGCAGCGGGGAGCCGUUCCUACUCGUUCCUGGUUUUCUGAUUCCUCGUUGAUCUGUGAUGAUCGAUUUGGCUGUAACUGUCAGCAAAGCCUUCUGUGGACUGCAGGCUAGAAUGCAGAUUAGAAUGCCUUGCGAUGCCGUUAAGGUAUAUC